Messenger RNA from Phacochoerus africanus (Common warthog), 4703 nucleotides. RefSeq names its product caseinolytic mitochondrial matrix peptidase chaperone subunit B (gene CLPB). The record is from RefSeq and is a predicted model, not a curated record. NCBI's taxonomy places the organism in Eukaryota, Metazoa, Chordata, Mammalia, Artiodactyla, Suidae. Gene Ontology annotation, cellular component: mitochondrion; cytoplasm. Gene Ontology annotation, biological process: cellular response to heat. The transcript has 16 exons. Bases 80 to 2104 code for a protein of 674 amino acids. Gene Ontology annotation, molecular function: ATP binding; ATP hydrolysis activity; protein binding.
UCGAACGCGCCGCGGCAGCCAUGUUGGACGUGGCAAGCACAGGGGCCGGCACCAGGGGGCUAGCGAAGCAGCUGUCACGAUGCUGGGGUCCCUGGUGUUAAGGAAAACAGCGCCUGCGCCGCGGCUCCUCCUCCAGCUGCUUAGGUCCCCAUCGCUCCGGAGUACCACUGGCCGGAGUGUGACCACCGGGGGCCGCGGGGAGCCUCAGUGGUUGAGGGCGGCCGUCGGAGGGCGGCAUGGAACGUCGCCCGCCUUACUCGCCGAAGGAGGGGCAGCCACCGGGGGGCGCCAGAGAGGACGUACCGAGACCCCGUGCCUCGCAGCCUCCACGUGGGGACGCCUUCCUAGCCCCGAAGACCCACUGCCUGGGCAGGACAGCUGGAACCAGGUCCUCAACAGGGCCGGAUUAGGCGUGUGGGCCCUGGCCUCGGCGCUGGUGGCUCACUGUUACAGCAAGAGCCCGACCAACAAGGAUGCAGCCCUGGUGGAAGCGGCUCGAGCCAACAAUGUCCAGGAAGUCCGCAGGCUGUUGUCACAAGGAGCGGAUGUCAAUGCGAGGCACAAACUUGGCUGGACAGCGCUCAUGGUGGCAGCUAUCAGCCGACACGACAGCGUGGUGCAGGUCCUGCUUGCUGCCGGUGCGGACCCGAACCUCGGGGAUGAUUUCAGCAGUGUUUACAAGACCGCCAAGGAGCAGGGGAUCCAUUCUUUAGAAGUCCUGGUCACUCGUGAGGAUGACUUCAACAACCGGCUGAACAACCGCGCGAGCUUCAAGGGCUGCACGGCGCUGCACUACGCCGCCCUUGCCGACGACUACCGCACCGUCAAGGAGCUGCUGGAUGGAGGAGCCAAUCCCCUGCAGAGGAAUGAAAUGGGACACACACCCUUGGAUUAUGCUCGAGAAGGGGAAGUGAUGAAGCUUUUAAGGACCUCUGAGGCCAAGUACCAGGAGAAGCAGCGCAAGCGCGAGGCUGAGGAGCGGCGCCGCUUUCCCCUGGAGCAGCGGCUGAAGGAGCACAUCAUUGGCCAGGAGAGCGCCAUCGCCGCCGUGGGGGCCGCGAUCCGGAGGAAGGAGAACGGCUGGUAUGACGAAGAGCACCCUCUGGUCUUCCUCUUCCUGGGAUCGUCGGGAAUAGGAAAAACGGAGCUGGCCAAGCAGACAGCCAGAUACAUGCACAAAGAUGCCAAGAAGGGUUUCAUCAGGCUGGACAUGUCCGAGUUCCAGGAGCGGCAUGAGGUGGCCAAGUUUAUAGGGUCCCCACCAGGCUACGUUGGCCACGAGGAGGGUGGCCAGCUGACCAAGAAGCUGAAGCAGUGCCCCAACGCCGUGGUGCUCUUCGAUGAGGUGGACAAAGCCCAUCCAGAUGUGCUGACCAUCAUGCUGCAGCUGUUUGACGAGGGCCGGCUGACUGACGGCAAAGGGAAGACCAUCGACUGCAAGGACGCCAUCUUCAUCAUGACCUCCAACGUGGCCAGUGACGAGAUAGCGCAGCACGCGCUGCAGCUGAGGCAGGAGGCUCUGGAGAUGAGCCGUAACCGGAUCGCCGAGAACCUCGGGGACGUCCAGAGUGGUGACAAGAUCACCAUCUCAAAGAACUUUAAGGAGAACGUGAUCCGCCCCAUCCUGAAAGCUCACUUCCGGAGAGAUGAGUUUCUGGGACGAAUCAAUGAAAUCGUCUACUUUCUCCCCUUCUGCCACUCGGAGCUCAUCCAACUCGUCAACAAGGAGCUGAACUUCUGGGCCAAGAGAGCCAAGCAGAGGCACAACAUCACGCUGCUGUGGGACCGCGAGGUGGCGGACGUGCUGGUCGACGGCUACAAUGUGCACUACGGCGCCCGCUCCAUUAAGCACGAGGUGGAGCGCCGGGUGGUGAACCAGCUGGCGGCCGCCUACGAGCAAGACCUGCUGCCGGAGGGCUGCUGCCUGCGCAUCUCCGUGGAGGAUUCGGACGCACAGCUGCUCACAGGGCCCGAGCUGCCCCCGCCCGGGGCUGAGAAGCGUCCGCCCAAGCUGCGGCUGGAGAUCAUUGAUAAGGACAGCAAGAGCCACAAACUGGACAUCCGGGCACCACUGCACCCGGAGAAGGUGUGCCACACCCUCUAGCGCCCACCCACCUGGCUGACCUGCCCUCGGCACCCAAUAAAGCCCCCUCGGCCGUGGCGUGGCAACCCAGCUACCUGCCCCUCGUGCCUCGCGUCCAGCCCAAGGCCUCUUCCCUCCGCACAGCCCCUGAGUGGCCCUGCUCGGCCCCAGAGUCAAAUGCAGGGCCUUUGCCCUCCCCUGAUGCCUACGGUGUGGGCCCCCGUGUGCUGACGGGUUUCCGGGAGGGGACCUGCCCCUCCGUCCCCUCAGGCAGCGGGAAGAGGGAGGCCCCUGUGUCUGUCCUUCAGCCCCAGGCCCCUUAGUUCUCUGGAACCUUGUCAUCUUUCUCGGGAGCUCAGAGCACGGCAGCCAGGAACAGAGCUGGCUGAAAGAACCCAGGACCGGCUGGGACAGGGCCCCUGCCGGCCCCACAGUGUCUCCACUGGGAGCAGAGUGCAGAGGCGCGGGCACCAAGUUCUGCGUUUAGGCCGCAGCUUCCUCUGCCGGGCCCGAGAAUCCCAAGGGCGAGACUCAGAGAAACCAGCCAUUGCCGCGUCAUAGCUGCUGUCCCCCCGACCCCGUGUCCUGGGGUCAGGCCAGACGGUGUCUCUCCAGCCCUGGAACUAGGCUAGCAUAGGGCGCCUUGAGGAGGAAGGCGGACUGGGCACUGCCCUGCCCCUCAGUGGGACUGGGCAGACGUACCAGGUGGCCAGGGGAGGGGAAGCUGUCGGAGGAGGGUCAUGGUCGGGGCGCUGCCUGGAUGGCCAUGGCAUCUGCCUGGGCCCCGUCUGUCCUGUGGGCCCAGCUGUGUGAACCUGGAACCAGUGGCUCCCCUCUGCAGUCUGCAUGUGAGCCCCUAAGCAGAGGCACCGCACCAUCCGCCAGGGCCUUCACAGAGCAGACAUGUUUGAGCCUCAGCCCAGCAGGCCCAGCAGGGCUCAGCCCAUCCUUGGGCCCCAUCAUGGGCCACCAUUGAUAGCCACGCUGUCACCCUCCCCUGCAGGGCCAUUUGGAAUCCUCCUUGGGUGUUAGCAAGUCUCUUUCAGAAAGCAGGCAAUGGGGGCGUUUCCCUUGGGUGAUGGAAGGAUGUCAGGACAAGAUGGCACGAGGCCGCGAGCAGCCAGAGCUUCUCCCGCAGUCACCGUCCCGCCGCGAGGAGUUGGCCGCUGCUUCAUACCUCAGUAACUGCUAGUCUUUUUUAAGUUGUUAUUUUUUUUUUACUUAUUCUGAAAUAAUUUUAGACUUACAGGAAGUUGCAGAAAUAGUAGGCUUCCCAUGCACCCUUCACCUAGCUUCUCUUAACAUCUAAAAAGAAUAUUAAAUUAGGAUUAUUCAAAGCAGGAAGUUCACCUGAUACAGCGCUGCUACUGACGUGUAGCCAGUCAGCUCUGGCCGUUCUCCCUUCUCGUGUGCGUUUCCUGGCCCAGGAUCCAGUCUGAGAGCCUGUGUCGCAUUGUGUCGUUUCCUUCAUCUCCUUCAGCCUGUGGCAGGACCUCUGGCUUUUCUUGCCUUGUGCGACCUUGACGCUUGUAAAAUGUCCAGGUCGGUUAUUCUGUAGACUGUCCCUUAGGGUGGGCUCGUCUGCUGCUCUCCUGUGAUCGAUUGAGGUGUCCCUUUGGGCAGGGCCAGCCCGCAAACACUGAGCUGUGCCCCGCCUCGUGCCUCACAGCAGGGAGCGCCCAGGUAGGGUUGUGCAUGCCACUGCUCCACCGCGAGAGUUCUGCUUUCCCCUCCGAAAUUAGUAAGAAGCUCGUGGGGAAAGAGAAGCUGUUCAGAUGUCUUGGCCUUAGAAUUUUGCCCACCGAUUUUAGCAUCCAUCACUGGUUCUUGCUUAGAACAAGCAUUGUUGUAUUUGCCUGAUGACGACUUUCAGUUUUCUUAGUGCAUCUGCAUUCAUCCGUUGGUAUUCUCCUACAAGGAACAGUGGUCUCUUCUCCUGUUUAUUUAUUUAAUAAUUUAUAUCAGUACAGAUGGAUAUUUUUCUUUUAGUCUAUGGGUUAUAAUCUAAUACUGACAGAGUAUAUGUUGUUGCUUAUAUUGGCCUAGAUUUGGCCACUGGAAACGCUUAGGGUGGUUUUUGCGUUGUUGCGGCCUUGCCCCAUCAUCUUUUUCAGUGUUUCCAUACUUUCUGGCAUCGAAAGGUGCUCUAAGCUCACUCAUGCUUUUCUUGUCCCAGCUCGGACGCGAGCCAUUCCUCUGACGGCUCCUGCUCUUUUCGUUUGAGGCUGGUACUUAGAAACCAAGGUGGCGUAUUCAUGGCUGCUGGAGUGUCAUUGCUUCUAGGCCCUUUCCACCCACGUUGCCAGGAGAUCGAUCUGUGUAUGUGAACACAUGCGUCGCACGCAAUUGAGCGGAUUGCUGUAUCUGUCCAUCUGCAUGUUAUUAAAACCCAUGAGUCCGUACUGAUGCCUGCAGUUCUGAUCCAAAACCGCAGGGUUCACGACCUGCCGGUACUGUUAAGACUAUACUGUUCUUAUUCUGCUUCUUCCUCUCCUGCUCUAUUUUUAAUCCUUUCCCUUUUUUUUGUUUUGUUUUGUUCAGACUUCCCUUAGAGACGCUAAGUCAGCCCGUGACCCUGCUGUACGGAACAUUCCUAUCGAAUAAAAUGCUCAUGCCUGCC